AUGGCGGCGGAACCGGCGGCGGGACAGGUGGCGAGAACGGCGGCACUCGUCGGUGCGGAUCCAGCGGCAGAAGCGGUGACGACCCAAAUCUCUGUCCCUCGGGGUGAAGGGGCGACGGUCGAGCCGUGCGCAUCGUGCGCGUCGAGCGAGCGGGAACAGGCUGUUCCAGCCCUUCUAACGCGCCCUUCGGCCCACCUCCCGCCUCCUUCGGCGGAGGCGGACACGCUCGCGCUGACGGUGCGAAACGCUGCCGUGGCUGCCAGAGGGGUUGCUUCGGUGCUAGUAGCGAGGCACGGUGUAGCGAGGAUGGCGGUGCUGCGGCUGCUGCUGCUGCGCAAGGCUGUGAGCUGUCAGGCGCCGCGCGUGGCAGAGGAGGAGUGUGACGCCAACCAGCUUCCCUGCUUUGGCUUUGAGCUGCUGCGCGCCUUGUGCGGCAUUCGGCCGAAGCGCGUGCGGGGGACGCGGAAGACGCGGGAAGGCGGUCGGAGAGCGGGCACCAGCCGGGUUCGGCGGCGGCAGGCAUCUCGCCUGCGUCGAACGGACGGCGGAGAUUUGCGGAGGCAAGACAAGGGGCGCCACGCGCGGACGGGCAGAGAUGAAUUCGACUCGUCAGAUGACGAAUCGAACAGCGAAUGUGAAGGAGAGACGGAGGGGGAGGAAGAGGCGGAGGUGGAGGGAAUUACUGAACAAAGCAACACGGUUGCCGUGAAGAACAUGGGGGGCGGGGGGGGUGAGGGAAGUACGGGGUGUGGGGAUAGCGAGUCGGCAGUAUCCCUGCCAUUGUCGCUGGCAGUGGCGGAAGCGGCGGAAGCAGCGGAAUCAGCGGAAGCAGCGGAAUUAUCAGGGGCAGCGGGCGCAGCACAGGCAGCACAAGUUGCCAGGCUGCAGCUCUCGCUCUCCGAGGCCCAGCAGCGUGUCAACUCGCUCGUACGCGAGGUGCAGAUGACACGCCACGUCAUCGAGAUGACACGGGUGGAGAAUGCUGCUGACGCGGACGCUGACGUGGAUGCUGACCUGGCAGCCGUGGAGGAGAUGGUGGAGCAGCUGGCACGUGGCGUGCAGAUCCGAGAGGAGAUCCAGUCGAAGCUGGAUGUGGCCAAUCGGAGGAUUGCUGAGCUGGAAGCUGUGAAUGCUGAGCUGGUCGCGGAUGCAACGCGGUGGCGACACGUGGCGGAGAGGCUGAGAGCUGAGCUGGAAAGGGCGACGCUCUCAAAAAGAAGGGAGGCGCCUGGAAUUUCCAUGGGUCCUCCAAUAUCUCCUACUAAGGAGGAAGAUGGAACAGAAAAAGUGGUGGAGCGAGGAGAGAAGGAAGAGGAGGAGAGCGAGGAGGAGAGAGCAGAGGAGGGAGCGGAGGAGAGGGAGGAGAGGGAGGAGGGGGCAGUGGGAAAGGCCAAUGUCAAGGAAGAGACGGAUGCAGUGAAGGCAAGGACACAGAAGCAGCAAGAAGAGAAAGAAGCGCGCCAAUUGGUCGAGAGUGUCAACAUACGCAUGGCGGCGAUGGGCCUGGAGCUUGACACGUGGCGGGAGACGACACGUCAGCUGCGUGCCAGCCUGGAAGAGGCGCAGAGGAGGAUUCAGGAGCUGGCGCUGGUGGGAAGGGAAGUGGUCUCCCUGCAGGUGCAGCUGGUGGCGGCGUAUGCGAGGAUUGCUGAGCUGGACCGGGCCGUUGCUGAGCUGGAAUCGGAGCGGCAUGCGCUGGAGGAUGACCUGGCGUGCGCACGUGGCGUGGUGGGUGCUGUGUCGGCGAAACUGGUGGGUGUGGUGAGGGAGAGGGAAGCGAUGAGGGGGCGACUGAUGGCCAUGAUUCGACGGUAUGGUGGGGAAGAAGGGAGAGCGGAAGAAGGAAGAGGGGAAGAAGGAAUCAUGGGAGGAAAAGAAGGGGAGAUGAAAGGGGAAGGGCACGAGGAGCCUGGGGUGAAACAGCAGCAGCAGGAGGAGGAAGAGGGUUGCAUUUCCAGUGGGGAUAAGGAGAGCGAACACAGCCAAGGGCUCGAAGACGAGCCGGUGAGGGGUGAAGAGAUGGCGGAUGAUGAAUCAGCGGGUGAGGAAGUGAGAGGUCGUGGGGAGAGGAGUGAGAGUGCUCGUGGCAUGAGCUGCACCAGCGGUGCGCUGGACGAGGGUGAUGGGGAGAAGCGCGGAGGGAAGGGGGUUGUGUGGGCUAAUGAAGGGAGUGAGAAAGGUAGUGAGGGAGGAAGUGAGGAUGAGAAAGGGAGUGAUAAAGGGAGUGUGGAAGGGAGAGAGGAAGGGAGUGAGGAAGCGAGUGAGGAGGCAAGAGCAGCGCAACAAAAGUUGGCGACUCUUGAGUUGUUUGAAGCUGUGGCAGCCGGAGUGGGUAGGACCGAGCGGGGUGAGAGGGCGAUGGGGAGCGAGGAGAGGGUGAUAGAAGAGGGAGGACUGGAGGAGGAGGGGAAGGUGCAAGAGGGAGGUUUGGAAGGGACGGAAAUGGAGGAGGGCGAGGAGAAGGUAGAUGAAGAGGGUGGGACGAGUUAUGAUGACGGAGUGGUCGAGUGCGAUGGGAAGGAGAAAGGAGAAGGUGGCGAAUGGGGGAAGGGGAAGACAGGCGAGGGGAAGGUGGUGGAAGGGAGGGCGGGGGAUGGGAGAAUGGGGGAUGGGAGAAUGGGGGAUGGGAGAAUGGGGGAUGGGAGAAUGGGUGAUGGGAGAAUGGGGGAUGAGGAGUGCAUGCCUGGCAUGGCUUGCACGCAUGGCCUGGGUUGGCUGGGCAGUGGAACUCAAGAAAAGGGAGGAGAGGGAGGUGGAGGUGGUAGGACAGGUGGGAGGGGAGAACAAGUAUGGAUGCGAGGGAGAGGAUGGAGGGGAGGAGGAGGGCGUGGGGAGGCAAGAGAGGGUUGUUCCCUGGGAGGGAGUGGGGCAGUGAGGAGGCAUGCUGCUGCUGGCUCUGGGAGUCUUCAAGUGCCGAUUCUACCCUUCAAAGCAGCUGCAGCAGCGGCAGCAGCGGCAGCAGCAACAGCAGCGGCAGGCAGAGCAGCAGGGGAAGCAGGAGAAGCACGGGCGCUGAAGGCUACUGGAACCGAGUUGGAAACGAACGGCAUGCCAGCCUUGCUGCUUCAGGUGGUGGUGGCGGCGGUGGUGGUGGUGGCAGAGGGCGGGAGCAGGGUAGGAGGAGGAGUGAGGACGGGGGAAGAUGGCGGCCGUUGUUGCAUGAAGAUGGUGAAACUCCUGCUGGGCUGUCGGACAGUGCUGGGGGAAGAGGAUGCAACAGAGAAGCUGGGUCGUGGAGGGGAAGAAUGCACGGGGAACUGA
This is a messenger RNA of Closterium sp. Naga37s-1, 3261 nucleotides long. NCBI's taxonomy places the organism in Eukaryota, Viridiplantae, Streptophyta, Zygnematophyceae, Desmidiales, Closteriaceae. The record is from the annotation of a GenBank genome assembly.